Molecule: messenger RNA, 1696 nt
Organism: Nannospalax galili (Upper Galilee mountains blind mole rat)
Lineage: Eukaryota; Metazoa; Chordata; Mammalia; Rodentia; Spalacidae
Gene: Cdr1
Product: cerebellar degeneration related protein 1
Source: RefSeq, a predicted model, not a curated record
CCUUUUUUCUGAACACUAUCUUUGAAAGUUAUAAAGAAUAAAUAAGUAUUUCUAAGCAUCACAAAUGCAAACAGCAGUACUUCUGGCCCAUAAAACUUGGGCUAUGAGAGGUACGUCUUAUUAAAUUUUUUAAAGUUAAUUCUACUACAAGCAAGAAUACUUGAAUUGAGAGUUUAGUCUACAAAGACCUGCACAUGGAAAAGCUUGAAUGGGGAAGAGUAAUUUGAGACAUUCUCAACCUAAGGAGAAACUGGAAAAAUAAACUAUGAAACAUGUUUCAAUACCUGUAUAUGGCAGACACUGGAAAACCUGAAUGUCAGAAUACCGAUACACUGGAGACACUGGAAGGCGUAGAUAUUGAGCCAGGUGACGGAAGACUGGGUAGUCGUAGGAAGACAUGAAGACACUGGAAGACAUAAAGAUGCUGGAAGAUGCGGAGAUGCUGGAAGACGGGCAGAUGCUGGAAGCCCUGGAGAUGCUGGAAGCCCUGGAGAUGAAGGAAGACAUGAUUUUUUUUCUGGAAGACAUAGGCUGGAAGACAUGAAUUUAAUGGAAGACAUAGAUAUUCUGGAAGAUGUGGAUUUGGUAGAAGAUGUGGAUUUUCUGGAAGCUCUGGAUUUUCUGGAAGAUGUGGAUUUUUCCGGGAGCUCUGGGUUUGCUGGAAGACAUGGAUUUUCUGGAAGCUCUGGAUUUGCUGGAAGACGUGGAUUUUCUGGAAGAUGUGGAUUUGCUGGAAGACGUGGAUUUGCUGGAAGCUCUGGAUUUGCUGGAAGACGUAGAUUUUCUGGAAGAUGUGGAUUUGCUGGGAGACCUGGAUUUUCUGGAAGCUCUGGAUUUGCUGGAAGUUGUGGAUUACAGAAGUCUGGAUUUGCUGGAAGACCUGGAUUUGCUGGAGGACAUAGAUUUUCGAGAAGCUCUGGAUUUGAUGGAAGACAUGGAUUUUCAGGAAGACCUGAAUUGUCCGGAAGACCUGGAUUGUUUGGAAGACAUGAAUAUGCUGGAAGACUUGGAGUUCCUGGAAGACAUGAAUUUUCUGGAAGACAUUGAUCUUCAGGAAGACAUAUCUUGGCUGGAAGACUUGGAGUUAUUGGAAGACAGGAACUUUCUGGAAGACAUGGAUAGUGUGGAAGACCUGGAUUUAGUGGAAGACAGAUUGUUGGAAGACUUGAAUUGGUGGAAGACAUAGAUUUACUGGAAGACCUGGAUUUUUCUGCAAGAUGUGGAUUGACUGGAAGACCUAGAUUGACUGGAAGUUGUGGAUUUGGUGGAAGACACUGAUUUUUCUGAAGACAUCGACUGUCUGGAAGACCUAGAUUUCUUCCUGGAAGACCUGGGAUUUUUGGAAGACAUGGAUUGAUUGAAAGACUUCGAUUUUAUAGAAGACACAGAUUUUCUGGAAGACCUAGAUUGUCUGGAAGACCUUGAACACUGGAAGACAUGGAUUUUCCAGGAAGACGUGGAUUUUCCUGAAGACAUGGAUUUUUUUGGAAGACUGGAUUUUUUGGAAAACUUGGAGGUUGUUGGAAGCCAUGGACUGUCUGGAAGACAUAAAUUUUCUGGAAGAUCAGGAUUGUCUGGAAGAUACUGGGGUGGUUGGACGACUUGCAGUUGCUGGAAGACCUGGAGAUGUUGGAAGACCUUGACACUGGCACCACUGGAAGCCCUAGAUAUUGGAAACAUCAUAAGGACAGGAUGA